Molecule: messenger RNA, 1230 nt
Organism: Rotaria sp. Silwood2
Lineage: Eukaryota; Metazoa; Rotifera; Eurotatoria; Philodinida; Philodinidae
Source: the annotation of a GenBank genome assembly
AUGCCUGAAUUAACUCGUGAUUUUCUUGAUCCAGCUGAAUUCUAUCAACAAGUAAAAACAAUCUGUGGUAUUAAUUUUUUUUGUGGUGUACCGGAUUCUUUACUCAAAGACUUCUGUGCUUACGUGACAAAAAAUGUUUCACCUAACUAUCAUAUUAUUACUGCCAACGAGGGUUCUGCUGUUGGUCUUGCUUGUGGUUCAUAUAUGGCAACAGGCCAACCUUCAUUAGUCUAUUUACAAAAUUCUGGUUUGGGCAAUAUUGUUAAUCCUAUUAUGUCUCUUGCAACACCAGGUGUUUAUAGUUUACCUAUGUUAUUAUUAAUUGGUUGGCGUGGUGAACCAGGUAAACCAGAUGAACCACAACAUCGUGUUCAGGGACCUGCAACACCUGAUAUUCUAAGUGAGCAAAUAUUAUUUAUUAAAACUUCAAGUAUAAUAUUUUUCCUCUUAGCUGCACUUGGUAUUCCUUUUCAAUCGUUACCGAAUUGUCAUGAUGGUGCUGGUCAAGCACUUGAAACAGCUAAACGUUAUAUGGAAACAACAAAAGGUCCAUAUGCAUUACUUGUUAAACAACAAACAUUUUUAACAUAUGCAUUACCUAAAAUGAAUAUAGAUGUAGAAGCCGGAUUAAGUUUAACACGUGAAGAAGCAUUAGAAUGUGUUGUUAAUCAUUUUCAACAUCAAGAUGUUGUUGUUGGUACAACUGGAAUGCUUAGUAGAGAAUUAUUUGAACUUCGAAUGAAACGCGGUGAUGGACAUGAACGAGAUUUUUUAACUGUUGGAGGAAUGGGUCAUGCAUCAGCGAUUGCAUUAGGUAUUGCGAUUCAAAAACCAGAUCGAACUGUUUAUUGUUUGGAUGGUGAUGGUGCUGUUCUAAUGCAUAUGGGCAUAUUAGCAAAUAUUGCUGCAGUUGCACCAUCAAAUUUUAAACAUAUUGUAUUUAAUAAUGGUGCACAUGAUAGUGUUGGUGGUCAACCAACUGUUGCGAGUAAUCAUGAUAAAUUUUCAUUUAGUCACAUAGCUCAGGGUUGUGGUUAUAAAUAUGUAAUGAUAGCAACCAAUCAAAUUGAAAUAAAUGAAGCAAUGGAAAAAAUUCGUGCAAUUAACAAUGAUGGCCCAAUUUUACUUGAACUUCGAAUUAAAACUGGUCACAGAAAAAAUUUAGGUCGACCAACACGAUCAACGAAUGAAAAUAGGAAAGAUUUUAUGCACUUUUUACAAUUUAAUUAA